Messenger RNA from Bombyx mori (domestic silkworm), 1559 nucleotides. RefSeq lists its product as uncharacterized. The coding region runs from base 826 to 1422 and encodes 198 amino acids. The record is from RefSeq and is a predicted model, not a curated record. The transcript has 2 exons. Lineage: Eukaryota; Metazoa; Arthropoda; Insecta; Lepidoptera; Bombycidae.
GGUGCCAGUCUGUUUGGCUUCCCUUUCGCUCACGCAUACGGCAGCGGUAUUGAGCGGUAUAUAGCUCCUAACUAUUUAUUUUUAUUUUUCAAUUUAUGUUGAACUUUUCCUUACAUUAUCAUUUUAAUAUACAUAAAAUUUAUGUAAUAACCUAAGCUUUUCUCAAAUUAAACAAUUUCAAUCUUAGAUUAGUUUAAGUUAUCAGUUCUGCCGGGCGUCCUGAGACGCACAUGUUUUUUUAUACUAUUUUAGGAGUCCCGUUUGAUAGCGCCAUACCUAGAUCAUUCUAUGGUAGUUGUUCAACUGCUCCGUACUAGAUGCGGUUCUAAGAAUAUGUUACGCUUUCUGCCAAUAUGACCUAACAAUGGUCUUCAGCAUACCAGUUUAAAAUAUAUAAAUUAAUAAAUUUAAACACUAAGUACGUUCUUGUCGUCAACAAAUACAUAGAUCAAUCACUUUGCUUGGGCUUGCGUAGGUAUUUGGCCCGGAACACUCGGUCAAAGCCAAUGUAAUGGACAUACGUUUGCGUGGUCAUUCGACAACUGGCAAUCUGGCUUUCCCGAACAAAUUAUUUUGACGAUGUUUUACCAGAUUUUCCACAUUUAGAAGUUUAUAUCUGGUUAACUAGAUCUAAUUAAAAUCAAGUUAAAAAUACUAAUUGUCGACCCGAUAUGGAAUUCGGCUUCACCUGACCUACCAGAGUUCGCCCAACCUGUGAGAAAACGUUGGAAUUCAUUGAAACACCAAUACGAUAGAAUACAGCCAUACAUACAGUCGUUAUAUAGGCGGCUCAAAUUUAAAAAAAACAAAAGUGUUUUUUUCCAAAUGGAAGAAUCUAUGACGGAGGUGGUCCUAAAGUUAUACAGACUUGGGAAAUGGAAGGAAAUAGUGGAGAAAUAUCACGAUCACAAGGACAGAAAUAAACUACUGUGGGUAUUUCCCAGUGAAGACAAUUUCGAGUUCCUGAAGGAAUGUCUUAAAGAAUUUAAAUGUAAAGGAGUUGCCAGUGUCGGCUGUGGGAGUGGCCUGCUCGAAUGGAUGCUCCAGAAAGCUACAGGUAUUUCUGUAACAGGUAUAGAAGUCGACGGAGCAUGGUGGCACUGUAAAUACGCUCCACCCACUUUUAUACCUUUGAUUGUUACAUCGCCCCAAUUGAACGAAGAUGUCUUACUCGAAUUGGGCAACAAAGAUAAUGCCAUACUAUUUUGCUAUUUCAACAACAGAUCCGCUUUUGAGAACUACCUAAAACAUUUCUGCGGUCCCGUUCUCGUGAUUAUUGGCCCAGAUCAGGGAAAAGGAGUGUACACAGAGCCAGGGCCGUUCGAAAAAAUCCUCGGAUGGGAAUUAUACAAAUGGCGGGAAGUUAGACAAAGCAAAGAUUUUUUAUCUGUGUAUUUCAGGAGAGUUGAAGUGGACAGCUGAUGAUCUAACCAGACAAGAGACAUUCUUGACAUUUUGACUGCGGUUAUCCAAAUGUAUCAGCAAAACGAUGCAAUAAAACCGCAUUUAUUUUUUAUAUAAUUGUAAUAGGCAGUCUUUCAAUAAAUAUUCACAUUAUA